AUGCUUGAUAGUUUUCUUUCUUGCUUUCUCUUUCUUUUCUUUUUUCUCUUUUCUCUCUUUUUUUUUUUUUUUUCUUUCUUUCUUUCUUUCUUUCUUUUUCCCUCCCUCUUUUCUUUCUUUCUUUCUUUCUUUCUUUCUUUCUUUCUUUCUUUUCUUUUUUCUCCUUUCUCUCUUUUUUCUUUUUCUUUCUUUCUUUCUUUCUUUCUUUCUUUCUUUCUUUCUUUCUUUCUUUCUUUCUUUCACCCUCCCUCUUUCUUUCUUUCUUUCUUUUUCCCUCCCUCUUUUCUUUCUUUCUUUUUCUUUCUUUCUUUCUUUCUUUCUUUCUUUCUUUCUUUCUUUUUUCUUUUUUCUUUCUUUCUUUCUUUCUUUCUUUCUUUCUUAAAAAAGAAUACCAUUUUCGGUCAGGUUUACGAUGUUAGUAAAGGACGAAGACACUACGGCCCUGGAGGGGCGUAUAGCUUCUUUUCAGGUAUUGAUGGAUCUCGUGCCUUUGUGACUGGGGAUUUCACAGAGGAAGGUUUAACUGAUGAUAUAGAAUCACUUAUGUCAUCGCAGCUGGCAGAUUUGUCCAACUGGAUGUUAUACUACAAUGAAAAUUAUAAACUACUUGGUUAUCUUGCUGGUCAGUUCUACGACUCCAAUGGCCAACCAACAAAAGUAUUGAAGAAAAUCAAAUACGAAAUCAAAGAAUUUCGCAACAAGCAGAAAAUAUUGAAAGCUGCCGAAAAUCUUUUACCACCAUGUAACACUGAAUGGAAACCAAGUGGAAGUCGAGUAUGGUGCUCCAAGAAUAGUCUGUAUCUUCUCAUUCUUUCCCUUAUCUCUUCAAAUAUAACUAGGGUUAUCCAUUAUCUCAUGCCUCUGCUUGUCUCUCACUCCCUGCCUGGAUCUUCUCAUUCUUUUCUUGAAUUGAACACCCCUGCCUUGCAUUAUUCAUUUUAA
Acanthosepion pharaonis is the source of this 942-nucleotide messenger RNA. Lineage: Eukaryota; Metazoa; Mollusca; Cephalopoda; Sepiida; Sepiidae. The record is from the annotation of a GenBank genome assembly.